UGCAGUUAAUCAUUUUUUUCUGUAGUAAUGUACCAUUCUAAUCAAUUUUUUUUCCUCCACAGAAUUAUGGUAAGAAUGAAUUAUUCUCUGUAUCCAAGGUCAAAAGAAUGAAUGGUCUCCUGACCUCACCAGCCAGCCGCUCACAAUCGGAAAAGGUCGCUGAAGCAUUCUUCCUUGGGAUCCUUUUCGUGAUCGCUUUCCUGGCCAACAUCACCAUAUGCUUCGCCAUGCUACAGCCCCACCGCCUUAAGAUCCCUGCAAAUAUAUUCCCUUUCUCCUUGGCAGUGGCAAAUUUAAGUCUAGCUAUUCUACAUACGCCAUUUACCAUGGCGUCAGUGAUUAUGGACCAGUGGCCAUUUGAUAACACAUGGUGUCAGACUUCAGGCAUGCUGAUAAAUCUGGUAUCUAUGGCGUCCAACUUUUCGAUAGUCACUAUUGCAAUUCACCGUUACUAUCUUAUUGUCAAGCCUCUGUCUGUUACGAUAAGUAGCCGUCGAGCGAGAACGAUGGUGGCAUUCGUUUGGUUCACCUCACUUGUCACAGCUGUUCCUCCAUUGUUUGGUUGGAAUUUUUACAGAUACAUUCCCGGGAAAGGGUAUUGUUCAGUUGACUGGGAAAAUGGCGGACCAGGCCUCGUGUACUCUAUUUAUCUGGUAGUUGUGAGUUUUCUUGUGCCGUUUGUGAUUCUUCUGUACAUUUAUCGCGCUAUUUAUAUGAAAACGAAGCGUCAAAGAAUUAAAACUGACUACAACACCCUUCAAGGACUUCGGUCUGGGUAUUUUUCGGACAAUUUACCUCGAAGAAAUUCACAGACUUGUUACCAAAAACUGGUGAGUUGUUUUAAAAGGAACAAUUCACAAAAUAGCACUUCAUCGCCUACAACUGGCUCCGAAAGAGAAAAUGUCUCUUCGCCAGCCACAUCGACAUCGUUUUCCUUCGAGUCAACCGCCCUAAGAAAUGACAAUACAUCGCAAAAAGAGGAGAUAAAGAGACGAAGAGAACUUCUAAGGCAAACUUUAACAAGUCAGAGCUCUGUAUAUGAACAGAAGACAGUUCAGAAUGCGUUCAUUUUACUUUUGACUUUCAUAGUUAACUUAGCUCCGUAUUACAUCAUCGGCCUUUGGUCGGGUUUUGCCCAGCAAACCCCUUCAGCGGUCUUAGACUUCAUUGUGACAUGGAUAUUCGUUUGCAUGACAGCUGUCAAUCCGUUGUUAUAUGGCUUUUUAAAUCGCCAAAUACGCCGCGUGGUCUUCAAGUCAGCCAUAGGCCAGUUCGUUAGUCAGGUUUGUAAAUGUUGGAAUGUAGACUUACAUUCCAGGUCUGACAGAGGCGCGAGUGGCUGGGGACGAAAAAAUGACGGAGUGGAUUCUGACUGUUGAAUGGUCUUUUUUCAUGGUAAU
Molecule: messenger RNA, 1400 nt
Organism: Orbicella faveolata
Lineage: Eukaryota; Metazoa; Cnidaria; Anthozoa; Scleractinia; Merulinidae
Product: G protein-coupled receptor 161B-like
Biological process (GO): G protein-coupled receptor signaling pathway
Cellular component (GO): membrane
Molecular function (GO): G protein-coupled receptor activity
Source: RefSeq, a predicted model, not a curated record